AUGAGAUACGUCUCCAAACAGAAAAGUGAAACAGCGCGGAGCGGAGUAUCCGGAAUGCCUAUCGACAAUGAAAUAAUCCGGAUGAUAAGUAAGCGCAACAGGCAAUCGUUACUAGGUAAUCGAGUCGACGGUUCUCCGCGAGGCAGAAGGAACAGCAACUUGGUGCGAGCCGAGCGAAGUCUGCGAAAACGGAAGAAAUGUGGGAGAAACUCGAGUUGCAAGAUCGCGCGUCGUCGACACUACGUGGACGAUGAUGAUGUCGGCGAGCAGAGUGCCUCGUCGAACGCGGCGAGAUUUCCCGUCUGGCAGGUUCCGGAAUCAACGGCGCCCGCAAUUAAUUCGUGCUCCACGACGAAUCCGACGAUCAUGGAAACAGAGAUGAAUAAUCGAUCGUCGCUCGCAUUUGAGAGGCCGCCGUUGCAAUUAGCGAAUUUAGACCACCAUCGCUCUGUAAAUGGAGCUCCAUUCCCCAUCGGGCGAUAUCCAAAUUCACGGGGAUUAUCCGAUGUAAAUGUUCCCAAUGAGGAUUCAAUACUUUCCAAAGUCACAAAUGCAAGAUCCGAAAGUAAGGUCGGCGUGCAGGGCCCUGCUUUUGAAAGACCGACUAAUAAAAUGCUGCCUCCCGCGUAUCGUCCUGGAAUUCCUGCCGACGUGGACUCACUGAACCCUGGCCAUCCGCAAGGAUUUCAGCAGCAAUACGGUGUACAUCAGAGGGAUUCUGCAAAUGGAUAUAACGUUAAAAACGAAUUAUUUGACUCUAACAAAAGAUUUCUGCUCGUACCGAUUUCUAAGAAUCUGUACGUCUUGAAGAACGUCCGAGAGAGUCCUCGAACAGGCGGAAUUGUACCUGAGCGUUAUAAGCUACCGGAAAGGAAUAAGGACAACGCAACAUCGGACACCCUCCCGUUCAAGGCGCGUAUGCACCACGAUGCGAAAGAUGUAGGUAGAGCUCACUUUCAAGGAGGCAAUCACCGUUUAUUUGAUCACAACGCGGACUUUCUACGUCCCACCCUUGUCACCGAAGAAAUCGCGAACCCCACGGAAAACCCGGUGACUUAUCGCGACUUCUUGUAUCCGAGCAUCGCCUCGCAGACUCGCAAUUUACUCGACGCUACUCCUGAAAUUCCCGACGAACAAACCGUCUCUCCCGUUCCGGAUUACGCGAGCAUUUCCUACGCGGAUAUUAAUUUGCGCGGCGGCAUCAAUUCCUACGACUCGUCGGGAUUUUCAUCAACUUCUAUCGACAUCCCGAAUGUAUAUUCGAAGGGAAAUGACGGUGAACCGAGUGUCUUGCCUGCGACAGAAUUAGAUGAUCGGAUAAGUCCUCAACAACAUAAUGGAAAUUACGAAGACUCUUUGGGAUACAGCGGGUUUAAUAUCGAGCUGACGACUGCGGAUUCCCGAGAUACUUUUAGCACGCUCGACGACAACACGUAUACGCCAGCCACUUUUGAAAUGUACUUAACUAAAAAAGGGUUUGUAUCACAAAAUCUGGGAGACGACUCUACAUUUUCGAUAGGAGGUAACGAAGAUGAACCUGUAACAGAAUUUGCAGAUGAUAUUUCGACGCGAUGCAGAGCUGCCUUUGACGUGUCUGCAAACGACGAUAAUACUCUCUUUCCGAAUGUUGCUUACACCUUCGCUGACAAUGCCGGGGACGUUUUGAACAGUGAAGCUUUAGAUAAAGAUAGCCAAGAAUAUGGAAUCUCGAUUUCUAGCGAAUAUACUAAUAAGUCAACUUAUUCCAGUGAUUUCGAUUAUAAGAAUAGAUCUAUCGACGAAGCGUUCCUUAGUAAUAAUACUGCCGACGUGGAUUUCUCUCUUAAUGCAGAAGAUUACGUGACAGCCGCAUCGUUAUUUCCAAAUACCGAAGAAUGGCCAGAGAAGGAAGCGCAAUCUAAUGUAGAAAACUCGCGCGUUUUAUUAACGGCACUCAAACCACUGUCCUCGGAGCUGCAGAAGUUGCUGAGCGCAGUUAAGUUAGUCAACCAGAGCCUCAGCGACGUGCAGAGUAGACUGUGCGAUAAAAAAAACGCAGUCAGGAUCGAACGAGAGAGUAAAACUAGAAAAACUACGGAUAAACCAGCUAAUAAAGUAGACCGCUACGAUUCUGAUCUCUUUAUAGAAAGUUUUAACAGUCAGUCAUCCGACAAGAGACGCAUUAAAACCAAAGGCGGAAGUGUCGCAGAACGAGACGUAAAAAUUAGAAGAAGACCCGACGAUCUCUUUUUAAAUAAACUGACGACACCGUUUCAUAAGCGCGAAAGUUCCACUAGCAAUGCAGAAGUAGGCCGCAGAAACUUCCUCAAAAAGAGAAAAUUGAAUGAGAGAGAGUUUCCCAAAUCAGGCGACGUUGAGAGGCGUAGAUUGUCUCAUUCGAGGUUUAACAGGAAUCUAAAGUCUCUCACGAAGAGUUACGAGAUGCGAAUAAAGCCAAUUCGAAAGCUUAUCGAGACCGGAUUAGAAAGGACGAAACGCACAACGACAUCGAUUAGAUCGUCGCGUUUGAUUAAAAGUAAUAUAUUGAGCGCGCAUAAUUUUGCAGACAAACGUGCACAAAAUCAUCACAGAAAUGAUCAAAUUAACCGAUCGAUAACUUCGAAUAAUGCGCCUUCGACAUUUUUAGAUAUGUUCACCAAGGAUACGUCAGCAUAUUUCUCGUCAGGUCGGCAAAAUUUGCAACGCAAUGUAAAGGCAGCAAUGUCGAGCGAAAAAUCUGAUCCUGACAAAGAAAAAAAAAUUCUUCCCAUUGAUCCGCAAUUCUACAAGGAAGCAACUGGUUACCUCAAUGUAAUUCAAUUGUUGGGUAAAACUGAGGAACCUCACGUAGAACGUGCGACCGAUGUGUGGCUCGCGCAGAAUCUUACAGAGUCUUUGACACCGCUGAUCUUUACAACCACAGAAUCUUCUGUGUCUGCGUUAACAUUCCCGUACUUUAUCGAGGAAUCAACAAUUGCAAGUUCAAGCACAAUCGCAAAAGAAGCUACCGAGGUAACCGAAUCAUCCUUAUACGAAGAUGUAGCUUUCAAAAUUUCGAAAACUACAUCAUUGACGCAAUCGCCGAUUACGUUGAGUGCUUUUACUAUAACGAUGCCAACUACGUCGCCACUAUUUUACACGACAGAAUUAACAGUUCUUCCGAUUGAAGAAAUCUCAACCACUGAGGUUAGCACUGAAAAAAUGACUACAAUAUUACCUGUCGCGAUCACUGAAGUAACUGGAAUUCCUAUCCCAAUUCCAGCGAUAGAAUAUUUUACAACCGAAACUGUCAUGCUGUUAACUCCACUUUUGGAAGGAAUGACAGAUAUUACUUUGAAGAUUACAAUCCCUGUAGCUACUGAAACUUCAAUCGAAGAAACGACCGCGUUAAUGAUUGAAACCGCGAUUACAGAGGAAGAAACUGUGGAAGGUACGUCGACUUUGGCGACGGAAAUAACGCAAAGUUUGCUUGUUGAAACAGAUGUAUCUUUAUAUACAUUUUCGACUGUAUCAUUAUUCAAGACUAGAGAAGAGGAAUUAGUGAUUGAGAGUACAUCUCCUACUGUAUCAGUUUCAACAACUUUGGCAAUUGCAAAAGGUUUCCAAACUGCCACAUCAGGAUCCACUUUUGGCUUGUAUAAUACUACUGUAAUUAUAAGUUCGCCUACGGUUCUAGAAAGGACAGAAAUGAUUCCAAGUACGUCGACAGAAGUUGCAACAACCACCUUAAUUCCGGAGGAGGAGAGUCCAGUGACACAGAUUGAGAAAACUAUAACCGCGGAAGAAACAGCUACAGAAAUCCCAACUGCAACGCCUACUGAAAUUGCAAUAACUACUACUGAAGUUUUAACAGAGGCUACCGAGCUUCCAACGUCUACGGAAACCACAAUAACCGAAAUGCUAACAGUUAAUAAAACUUUAACAACUGCGGAAGCGUCAAUAUCUACCGAAACUCCGACAGCCAGUGAGAUACCAACGACUGCAGAAGCUUCCACAAUUACGGAAAUUUUAACACCCGCUGAGAUUUUGACAACUCUCAAAACUCCAAUUAUUAAAGAAACUACGAGUGCAGAAACUUUAACGCCUGCUGAAACUUCAACAUCUAUUAAAACUCAGACACCUACCGAGUUUUUAACAUCCACAGAAACUAUUACCAGCGAGAUAUCAACGACUGUAGAAGCUACCACAAUUACAGAAACUUUAACAUCUACUGAAAUUUUGACAACUGUCAAAACUCCGACUACCAAAGAAACUACAAGUGCCAAAGCUUUAACAUCUACCGAAACUCUAACAUCUAUUGAAACUAAGACAAGUACUAAAACUUCGACAACUACCGAGAUUUCAACAUCUAGGAAAACUACAAUUACCGAAAUUUUAACAAUUAAUAAAACCUUAUCAACUGCGAAGACGCCAGCACCUAUCGAAACUUCGACAGUCAGCGAGAUACCAACGACUAGUACAAAAUCUACAGCUAUAGAAGCUACUACAAUUACAGAAACUUUAACACCUACUGAAAUUUUGACAACUCUACGAAUUCCAAUUACCAAAGAAACUACAAGUGCCAAAACUUUAACUCCUACCGUAACUCUUACACCUAUUGAAACUAAGGUAACUACUGAAACUUUUACACCUACUGAGAUUUCAGCGUCUACAGAAACUACAGCAGGCACAAAAAUUCUAACAAUUACUGAAACUCUGACGACUAUAGGAACAUCAGCGUUUACCGAAACCUCAACAACUAGCGAGAUACCAACGACUGCAAAAAUUGCAGUAGUUACGGAAACAUCAACGCCUUCUGAAAUUUUAACAACUACCAAAAUUUCGACUAAAAGAACCACGAGUAUUAAAGCCUUAACGUCAACGAUCACGGAAGCUCCGUCCACUACCGAAACUCUAACAACGACCGAAAGUUCAAGAACCACCGAAAUUCCAGUGAUGUCGACCACGUAUAUUACAACAACGUUUUUUACAACAUCAGAGAGUGCAAUGUCAUCUGUUGCAACGACGUCCCCGAAGGAAUUUUUUCCAACAUCAAAUCUGACUACUUUUACCACAAUUCUUGCUACGGAAACAGCUGAGAGCACUUUAAUUUCUUCGACGCCUGUUACAGCAACUUCUGCUAAAACCACAGUUCCUACGUUGAAAUUAACAAUAAUGCCGUUACGAACGUUGAUUACAAAUACGACGCUAAGUGAAACGCCAUAUACCACAAUUUCUAGCACGUUUUCGACUACGGAAAGAUCUGUUCUAACUUCUUUUGAAACCACAGUUCCAACCACGUCGUUGAAAAUAGCAACGACAACGCCCUUAUCGUUGGUUACGAGCACGAUGUUAAGUGAAACGCCAAGCACUACGCUUUCUACGUUUUUAAUAGAGGAGACUACAACUUCUUCGAUACUUACAACGUUUCAAACCACAACUGUAUUGCCAAUUCCUACAGCGGUAUCUACAGUCGAAACGUUCUUGACUACAUCAUCCAUUGCAAUCUAUACCGAAAAUGCGACAGUUUCCAGCACGACUGCUAGCGCAAUCACAGCAGAGACCUUCGAAAGUACAAUAUCUCCGGUCGUGUAUUUUACAGUAACAACGCCUUCCACCACUAACAUUCCAAUUACGACGCCUGUUAUAGUGGAUACUGAGACAACGGCUUAUGAAACUACUUCUACUUUAGUUACUUCGUUUGUUUUAACAGAGACCAUCGAAGGUACGUCGUCUCCUAUGAGAGAAUACGAAGAAACUAAAGAGUAUAAAGAAUAUUACGAAAGUACGAAGGAAGAAAUAGCGACAGCUACGAGUGCAGCUGAACUAACAACGGAAGAAUAUACGACUUGGGUUACAGAAGAAGUUACUAUCGCCAAAGAAACACCAAUGACGUAUCUACCGUCGUUUACUACUCCGUUUUUUAUCGAAACGACUACAGAAGCAACUUCCUUCUCGAUUGAAACAAUUACUUUGCCCACGACAACUGAAGAAAUGUUAUCGACCGAAAAAAUCGUCACUGUUACUCCUAUGACAACGAUUGAGGAAAUACCGACACUUUCGGAAGCUGCGUUGAUUUCCACUGAAACCAGUAUAAUAGAGACAAGUAGUUUGGUACCCGCAAUAGCUACGACAACUGCUUCCCUUCUGGAAGAAACUGUCACAGAAAUUACGGAGACAAGUUGGAUAAUAACAACUUCUGAAAAACCGGAGUAUGCGACGAUCUUAGAAGCUGUAGUCACCGUGACACUUGCUCCAUUUUCCGAAUCUAUUCUAUCGAUAUUAAUUACGCCCGAAACGCCUGCCACUACGCCGGAAGUUAUCUCUGUAUUGCCAAAAACUGUCUCGGAAGAGUUUACGAUGUCAAUGACUGAAAGUUCGUCGGUAAUGUAUGCUACAAAAGGUUUUACAACACCAUUUAUCGAAACAACGGUUCAUCCUGCUGUUUCACUUUCGACAGCAAUUACUGAAGAAAGGUUAGAAGUUGAAACGGAAUAUUACGUAGCGAAAGAGCCGUUCGAAGAGGAAUAUGAAGAGUACGAAGAAUACGACACCGAAAUUCCGACUGCCAAGUGGUAUUAUUAUGACGAAUACGAAACGACGACGGAGGGAAGGACAACUGCGCUGGUGAAAUAUACGAAACUGCCUAAAGAAAAGGCAAGUCCGCCUCUUGUCAGAGGCACGACAAGUUCGUAUGAGAUGGAAACUUCAGGAUUUACAAGGUACUCAACAACUUCGACUUACGGUAAUGUGACUUCAGCCGCGGUUACUUCGGAAACAUCUUAUGCCGAAGAAGAAGUCACUUCUACCUUGGAAACGUACGCAUCAACCAUUAUUGAAAACGUAACAAUGGUUGAAGCGGAAACAGUAUCCUCUAUGAGCGAAAAGACAGAAUUAACUUUCGGUUCUACUGAGGAAUACACUCUUCCCUCUUCGACGAUUUUCAGAAUCCCGACGGAACCACUGGAAUACUUGACAAUUCCGCCCAGGUACACGGAUCUAGAACGCUUCACGAAAAUGUGGCACGACGUUACCUUGCCAAAAUUUAUCACAAGGCCUGAAAAAAUUCCGAAGAUCGUAUUGGAAAAGACUACGACUUCAGAGCGAGUUUCAACAGAGACCGAGACCGUGGAGAAGUUGACUUCUUUCUUCAUCUCGUCGGCAUUAACAACGUUAUCGGAGAAGGAAGCUUUUGAAGUGCGCACAACGACCAUGAGUACUGCAUCUUCUGAAACAGAAGGUACUCUCGAAACCGGUUACGAGGUUACCACUUUGGCGAUUACGGAAGAGACUGUUCCGCGUGUCACACCGUUUAUCACGCCCGAAACCGAAAUUGUCGAACGAGAAGAAAAGGAACAGUUACUGCGACGACUCGACGAUCUCAAACAGCACGAGAGAGAAGUGGCGGAGAGAGAGGAGAGGCUGAAGGAAAAGGAGCAACAGUGGAACGUAGAAAAGGAGAAACGCAGGAAAAUGAUGCAGCGUGAGAAGGAGAAAGCGAAGAAUAUUACAAUAGCGAUAGGUACAACCGAGGGCUACAUUACGACCACUGUCUUGACCGCAUCUCCUGUCGAGGCUGUUAGCACAACAAAUUUAACUGCAUCGACUACAGAGGUUGAAGUCACAUCCCCUGGUCUCUAUACGUUUAUUACUACGUCGAGCUUCGCCGAAAUUACGAUUCCAACUGAAACGACUCCAUUUAGUAUCACAGAAGAAAUCACAUUUGUGACAUAUACUACGGAGAAGACGGGGAAAGAAAUUACGGAGGAAAGUACAUUUACGACGUACACUACAGAAGAAACAGAGGAAACAGUUACAUCUUACACAACAGAGAAAAGCACAUUUGUUAUCCGCAUUACAGAAGAAAUGGAGAAAGAGUAUAUCACAGACUAUGUCACCCUGACGCCGUACAUGACUACGUCUAUCAUGGAUUUAUAUAGCUUUGGCUUAGCUUCAAUUGAAACUACAACUUUUUACACCACCGAAGAAAUGUAUACUGCAAGUUACGUGUCUGAAACAACUCCAUUCAGUGUCACAGAGGAAAUUACAUCCGUGGCGUAUACUACAGAGAAGACGGAGGAAGCAGCUACAGAAAGAGGUAAAUCUACGACAGAAGAAACAGAGGAAACGGUUAUAUCUUACGCUACAGAGAAGAGCACAACUAUUACAUAUCUUACGGAAGAGGUAGAAGAAGUGCAAAUUACGGAUUACGUAACUUUGACGCCGUACAUUACGACGUCUGUCAUGGAUUUAUAUAGCUUUGGCUCGGCUUCAAUUGAAACUACAACUUUUUACACCACCGAAGAAAUGUAUACUGCAAGUUACGUGACUGAAACAAUUCCAUUCAGUGUCACAGAGGAAAUUAUAUCCGUAGCGUAUACUACAGAGAAGACGGAGGAAGCAGCUACAGAAAGAGGUAAAUCCACGACAGAAGAAACAGAGGAAACGGUUAUAUCUUACGCUACAGAGAAGAGCACAACUAAUACAUUUCUUACGGAAGAGGUAGAAGAAGUGCAAAUUACGGAUUACGUAACUUUGACGCCGUAUGUUACCACGUCUAUCGUGGAUUUGUAUAACGUCGGCUUAGCUUCAAUUGAAACUGCGACUCCUUAUACCGUCGAAGAAAUGUAUACUACAAGUUACGUGACCCUUUACAGCGAACCAUUAACUUUCGCUUCACCUACCAUUACAAGUACACUGGCCACUGAAAAGUUUACUUUACCCAUUGCUACGUUUAGUGAAAGAUUCGAGGAAGUAGCUUCAGUUACACUCCCUACUUGGUAUACAACAGAGGAAACUUAUACAGACAUUUAUGGUAAGCCUCUAUUCAUUCCAUCAACAUUGGAGUUUACUAGCGCAACUACUUCGUCGACUUUGGCUAUUAUCACGGCUACAGAGGUGAAGUACGACGAGGAAAUAGAAAGAUUGAAAGAAAAAUUGCGCGAGAAGGAGCGCGAAUUAGAGGAGAGAGAAAAGAUUUUGCUGGAAAGAGAGGAAAGAUUGGCGAGAGAUAUAAUGGAAUUUGAAAAAUACAUGGAGGAGUUUGAGAAGAAGAAGACGUCAAUCGCGUCAACCAAGAAAUCGACUGUGCUCACAAGUUUGUCAACGCCAGUGCCGCCGACUGAAAAGACCACUAUAAAAGCGCAAUUAACAACGCAGGUUAAAAAGGUAACGGAGAAGAAAGAAAAUCGGACGACUACGAAGCUGGUAACUUCUCGACAGACAGAAAUGGAAGAUAUCCACGAGGGGAAACGGACAAAGCCUGUUCCUGAAGAAGCCGUCACACUGAAAGAAGAAGAGAUAGUGACGAAACGAAUAUGUUUGAACGUUCUGGAAAAUACGACGAUUCCUUUAGAUAAAAGAAGAAGAGACAUUGUGACCAAAAAGAUCUGUCUGCCGUACUUUCCCGAAAAAAACGAAGAGAAGUUAGUCGGUCGGUUGAGCAGAAGGCUUCUCGCUUUGCAAAGUACGAGAAAAAUUAGAAGACCGAGAUGGAAUGUUUCAUCAGAUCCUCGAUGUCACAGGAGGGCGAAAGAGACUACACGUAAGAUCGACAAUCUGCAGCUGUUGCAUCACGAAUGGCUGAACAACGAAACUACGAAGCCACUGCGGCACUUUAAAGGUUUCACUAGAAUCUACGGAAAGAUGAGAAAAAUUCCAAAAAGGACUGCAGCCAUGGAAGCGCAAGAAAAAACAACUAGCGAUUUUCAAGAUAAAACCUCUUUGUAUGAACGUGCUUUUAAUUACUAUGAAAGUAUCUUCCAGCCGACCGUAACGCCAAUGUUGGACAGUAAGGAGCAUAGAAAGAGAAAGGCUUUCUUCAGUUAUGAUUUAAUUUCCGCAAAAAAUAAUAACUUCCUCAUUGACGAUGAAACAAAUAUUCGAAAAAGGGACGUUUCACCGAUAGAGAGUAAUGCACGAUUUUGGUCAAGGAAAAGUACGGCCAAUACUUCGAGUCAAAGAGCAACGACUAUAACAACCGAAGAAGGUAGAUUUUACACGGUAAACGUGCUACAUCUCAGUUACAACGAGGACAAACAAACGCAUGAAGUAGUAUCCGCUAAACCAGAUGAAGAUAAACUAACGAUUUUAUCUGAAUCAAAUGAUGUCGAUUAUGUAAGUAAUUUUGGGACGGAUAGGAAAAUUACAUCGCCAUACGACGAGGUUGAAGAUGAAGAUUAUAUCGAAGAUAUGAUAGACAAUUAUAUGAAUUACGAGGAACACGAAACAUCGACAUGGACACACGUUGGGAGAUUCUUAGACGACGCAGGCAAGGAUAAGGGAAUGACAGAAAAUGAAAAAGAACUGCUGGAUCAAGCGUGGCCCACCGAGAAAAGUACGACAUAUCAUUUAGGCGGCACUAGAUUUUGGGAAUUCGACUUUGUCACGGAACCGUCAGCUGUAUCUCGCACGGUGAUUGAUGAAAGCAAAACCAUCGACGUAUCGGUCACUAGAACGACCUGUCUCGACGUUGUUCUUAGGAACGAAAGAAACAGCGAAGUAAAAUCAAACGUAUCUUAUCACAAACGAGACGUUUAUGGCAAUAGAAGGAGGGAAAGCGUUUCUAUCGAAAAGCGAAAUGCCAGUCUUAGAAACGUUACGAGAAGAAAUGCGUUGCGUUACAAGCUAAGAACAAAGCGACCUGGGAUAAUAGCGAAGAAAUUAAAGAGCGAUUCGCAAAAGUUGCGCGGAUCGAAUUAUUCUAAGCGAAGUUUCAAGGAAAGCAGAACGGCAAGAUUUAACGAUUCCCGACUUAACGACAAUGUCGAUUCAAUAACAGCGAAAAGCCGCAAGCUGUGCGGUGUUAAUGCGAGCAAAUUGAAACAUAAAGUUGUCAACCACGAAGAUGCUACGGACAAACAUAAAAAGAAGCAACUGGCAAAAUCGCGAACAUUACAGAAAAAUAAUUUACACUCUCUUCGCGAUAAUUGUGACGCGAAUAACAAGAAUAAAUAUCAUAAAACGGCCGCGAAUCCUCCAGUAAAAAAUCCCCACCAGAAGAACGAUGAGAAAGUAACGCAUCUUAAUAUCGUCGGACGUAAAAAUAACUCAACAUCUACGUUGCAUGGAAGAAAAAUCCAUAAUUGCUCCAAUUGCAUUUGUGACGUCGCAAGCGUGGUUAGCAACAUAAGAUCUCUGCUAGACAGAACGAGCUUCCAAUUAGAUGAAAUUAAGGCACUUAAUUGCAGCGAAUAUAAAGAGAUUCAGGAUAAAAUAGUGAUCUCGAUGGACUCCGACAUGGAGGAGGCUAGAGAAUUUCCACAACCGCAUUACAAUAUCGAAUCGCUCAAGGGUCAGAAAUAUAUCAAGCUGGAGGAGCUAGAGGAUAAUUUCGAGAGCGACCUGGAACUCGACAGCGAUCACGACGUUGUUUCGUUACCCGGUAUUAAUCUCAAUUUACCCUGCAAUCAAGACGGCGAUGGUAUCACCUGGUUGUCGAGCGUCAGCAGACCGAGUUACACGUGGAAAAGAACGGACGGCAUCGCGCUCUUCGGUUUCGUGGCGGAAAACGGCGACCUGGAGUUGCGAAACGUGAACGCGAAGGAUACGGGAAAUUACACCUGCGUCAUGACGUACACGAGCCCCGACAACGAGGAGCCCGUGGAGACCGCUUAUGAAAUCCAUUUGCAAGUUGUCACGUUGCCGAGAUACGUUGUACACGGCGAGAGUCGUUAUCACGUGCGAUCUUGCGAUGAAAGGGACCUGGACGUGCUGGUGACGUAUCUACCCCUGAAGUUGAACAGCGUUAUAUGCGAAGCGGAUGUCUGCAACGCUUACGUCCUAACGCCGUCUUGCUCUCGAAGUCAAAUUACAGUAGAUAUUUUAUUGGUGCCGUCGCAUAUCGUUAAACCGAUUACGCUCGAUCCCAAACACUGCAACGUCUUCUGUCUCAAAGCCGUUCAGGAUAAAUUCUCGCUGACACUGAGCAAAAAUUUGCAAAUCUUUCUCGGCAAGACCAUUAUUUUCAGAUUGCCGCAUUACGAGCAGAGGCUGGUGCCGAUCGUCGAAAAGUCGUCGCCCGCGAGACGGAAGCGAGGGAGGACCGACGCAAACGCGUCCGCCGGGAGAUCCAGCAAUGUCGGAUUGUUCUCCAGCUGUCCAGCGGGAUACGGUCUUCGUGAUACACGCUGUGUUCCUUGUAACAUGGGCACUUACAGCGAGGGCGGAAUAUCGCACUGCAAGAGAUGCCCGGCCGGCACGUAUCAGCCGAAUCACGGUGCCCGAGUUUGUCGCACGUGCACUAAUCCAAUGACGAAGGGCUGCCACAAUAUGCUCUGGAAUUCAUUCUCCGCCGUAAUGGUAACUUUAGCGAGUGUUGGCGCGAUGCUGUCGAUAUGUUUGCUGUUGCUGUGGCUAAUUUGCUGCGCCAAAAAGAAAUUCUGCAUAAAGCGAAUGGCUGGUGUUGUCGCCAAGGAAGACGCGUUUGAACCGGAGAAACGCGCGGAGGAGCAACCGUUAAUUAAGGAUGCGAGUGAAAACGAGGAUCAGCAGUGGGACAGCGAGUACAGAGCCAAGAGAAAGAAGGGAAAGUUUUACGUAAAUACAAAACGCCGAAAACAAAACGAAAGAAGGAAAUACGGCAAGACGCACGCACCCGAGGACGAAUGGGGAUCGCAUCGUAUAAAAAAUGCUCCAAUUAUUUUCCCAGACUCCUAUCAGUCCCACGAAGAUUAUAACAACUAUUAUCCAAGACGGUCGUAUCGUAAAGGACCGCGGCUGCCAGAGUACGAUUUUGAUACAUGACAGUAGACGCACGUGCGUAAGAAAACGUACUGCGCACAUCGCGGAGGAGAGUCACGUAGUCUAAAAGAAGCUUAGAUAUUUAAGAUAUUUUAGGCUCAAUUACUAAUUGAGAGCCUAUGUAACAUUCAUCCAAUUGCGCCGCAUCUAUUUUUAAGACAUAUCUAUUAAAUAGCGCUUUAAUUACAUCUAUUGUAUUGGAGAGACUGCAUGUUUAUACAAAUAAAUGUAAUAUGCAUAAUAAAUGAGCAAAGAAACGAGAA
Molecule: messenger RNA, 12962 nt
Organism: Vollenhovia emeryi
Lineage: Eukaryota; Metazoa; Arthropoda; Insecta; Hymenoptera; Formicidae
Exons: 13
Coding region: 1-12702 (4233 amino acids)
Source: RefSeq, a predicted model, not a curated record